This is a messenger RNA of Schistosoma intercalatum, 1584 nucleotides long. Lineage: Eukaryota; Metazoa; Platyhelminthes; Trematoda; Strigeidida; Schistosomatidae. The record is from the annotation of a GenBank genome assembly.
AUGCUGUUCAUUUCACAAAAUUAUACUUCAAAAGUCGACCUCUGGCAAAUGGGGGCCCUGUUUUCAGCCUUCUGUGCAAUUGCUACUUUUUUACUUUGUAUUUUCAACCGUGAACCAGAAACGUUUUUUUCGGGCUUAUCAUCAAAAACAGCAUAUCGCUUUUGUGGUUUGAAAUCAUAUGAAGAUAAAGUGUCUGUUCAAUUUAAAAGAUGCUCCUUGGUGCAUGUUAAUGUAUUACUCAGACAUGGAACUAGAGCACCAGAUUCCAAAUCAAUCAAAUCUUUCACAGAUUUACACGAACGUCUUAAAGAAAGUUAUAACAAUGGAUCACCAAUUCCUUACAAACUUCUAACACAUCCAAUACCUUUUAAAAAUGCUGCUGCAAAAGAACUUUUACCUAGAGGAUUUCAAGAACAUGAUGGUUUAGGCAGACGUUUUUUUAAUCUCAUGCGACAACAUUUCAAUUUUACAAUUGAAAAUGUUGAUUUCUACUCGAGUUCCAUUGAUCGUUGUAUUGCAAGUGGGAGAGCAUUUUAUAACGGUUUUAUUAAUGGACCAACUAUAAAACCUAUAUGGAAUCGUACAUUAUAUUGUGGUAAUGAUGAAAUACCAAAUAGUUGUUUACUCAAUAAUCAAUUAUCAGAAAUCAAUAAUAAUAAUCAUUACAUAAAGAAGAAUAUAACAAUUAAUAAUUAUUUAUUAAGAUUUUUUGCUGAUUGUAAAAAUUAUAUUGAAAACAUUGAAAAGAAUAAAUCAGCUAUUCAAGAAUAUUAUCAAUUUCUUAAUUCAAAUUAUAUUAUUAAUUCUUAUGAAAAUUUUAUUAAACGAUUUAAUUUAAAACGUGAAAAUUAUACAUUUGAUGAUUUAAAAAUAAUAUUUUUGGCUUGUGCGUAUGAAGUUGCUGCAAUGGAUGAUUAUGACGAUCUAUCACCUUGGUGCAGUCUAUUAACACCUUAUGAUUAUCCAGUAUGGGAGUAUUUAGCAGAUUUAAAGCAUUAUUGGCGUAAAUCGUACGGUUAUGAAUUGAAUUAUGAACAAUCAUGUCCUUUACUUGGUGAAAUAAUACAACAAAUUUAUAAUGUAGCUAUAAAUUUUCAGAAAAACAACUAUAGUCAAAAUAAUCCAACAUUACAUCGUGGAAGUUUUUGGUUCGGGCAUGCAGAAACUAUUCUACCUAUUGUCGCUGCUUUAGGUAUAUUCAAUAACUCGAUUGGUCAUUCGACUUUACACAAGUUAACAGCAGAUAGCUUUGAUGAAAGAUUAAGAAUGAUCUAUGAUACAGAUGUUCCAUCGCCUACAAUGUUUCGCACAAGUUAUAUAGCACCAUUUGCUGGCAAUGUGGCUUUUCUAUUAUAUUACUGUCCUGAUUUAGAUUCUGAUAAUGAUCUGGAUAAAUUUCGUGUCAAAGUAUUAAUCAAUGAGAAAACAAUUGCUUGGCCAUUAGCUAGUUCAAUACAACCGCCUACAUUAGAUCAUCCAGGUGAAACAAAUGCUUCUCUAACAACUAUAUUACAAUAUUUCAACGGUUGUAUGCCUAAUAAUUAUGAUAAUAAUAAAGUUUGUUCACUUCACAAGACGUUUUAG